AUAAAUUGUUGUGUACUUACUAAUCAACAAAUUAAUGCUAACAUGAAUGCAUUGCUGGAAAAUUUAAACAAAAAUGCAGUAAUAUCAGAUGAUGGUUUUAAUGAUUAUGACUUAAAUGAUAUACUUCCAAUCGAAAAUCAUGAAUCUCUACAAGAAUUUGAAUUCAAGCUCCAAAAAAAAAAAAAAUGAAAAUAAUUUUAAAACUAUUAUAGUACACAAAUUGUCAUUGCUUGUUACUAAUAAAAGUGUAGGUGACUCAGUGAAGCGUUUAUUGUCCACAAUGUUUGAUGAUAAAGUUCUUGAAAGUUACUCAACAUAUGUCUUAAAAAAAAGAUUGAUAUUUUCUUCAUUGUAUACUCAUCAACUUCUAUUUGGUGUAUUGAGGACCAACUUUUUUUUUACAAUUUUUGUUAUUAGAUGGAUUGAUUAGCAUGUUGCACAUAGACAUUAGAAUUACUGAAAAAUAUGUUAA
Rhopalosiphum maidis (corn leaf aphid) is the source of this 472-nucleotide messenger RNA. RefSeq lists its product as uncharacterized. The coding region runs from base 116 to 430 and encodes 104 amino acids. The record is from RefSeq and is a predicted model, not a curated record. The transcript has 3 exons. Lineage: Eukaryota; Metazoa; Arthropoda; Insecta; Hemiptera; Aphididae.